CGCCCCCGUGUUGUUCUGCUCUUCCGGCUCCUUACAGCAGACAGUUCUGGGGACCGAAGACACCGGAGGGAGGAGCGGCUUGUCCGGUGUGUCGGUAUCGCUGCGGAAAGACGGAUGGGAGGCGGAGGAGAGGACGGCAGGAAGGUGGGAUCUGAUGGUGACUCAGUCACGCCGUCUUCUGAUUGCCUAAGGCGUGGUGUGACGUUCUGCUGAUGUUGGAAGGUGCCCAGGACGGCAGGGACUCUGCACUCCUCCACAGCUGGCUGCUGGAAAAUGUUCUCCAUAGGCUUGGUCCUGCUCUUUUUGUGGACUGUAGAGGGACUCCAGGACUCCCGGGACAAAGAAAUCCAUCAGAAGAAUGCUGACUUUAACCAGGACUAUAACGACACCAUCAGUAGUGAGAUCCAGAAUAUCUAUGCCUUCAAUCACACCAUGCUGAGGAACAAGACUGAAGGAGUCAGAGUUUCGGUCAAAGUGCUGUCUGACCAGAAAGGACCACCGCUGCUCUUUGUAGUCCGGCAGAAGGAAGGGUUGAUGUCUUUCCAAGUACCGCUGACCCUCAGGGGUUUGUACCAACGUAAUUACCAGUAUAAAGAUGUCGGGCGCACACUGUGCCAGCCACCCACUCGGGCCGAGGCGAAGACGGAGUCCUUCUUUGUGGACGUUUCUACCUUGUCUGAGAAGAAUGCCACCUACUACUUGCGUGUUACACAUGUGGAGAGCUUUGUGCUGCGGACAAAAGAACGGUUCAGUUUUAAUUCCACUCCCGCUCAGCCUCAGUAUUUUAAGUACGUCUUCCCGCCGGACGUGGACUCUGUGAUUGUUAAAGUCACUUCUCCGUCUGCAUUUCCCUGCUCUGUCAUCUCCAUACAAGAUAUUCAGUGCCCGGUAUACGACCUUGAUAAUAAUGUGGCUUUCACUGGCAUGUAUCAAACAAUGACCAAGCAGGCGGCUAUCACCGUUCAGAGAAAGGAUUUCAGCAAAGAUGGUUUCUAUGUUGUGGUUGUUGUAAAGACGGAGGAUGAGGCGUGCGGCGGGGGUCUGCCUUAUUAUCCAUUAAAUCCAGAUACCCCCGUGGAGCAUGGAGAUCGUCAGAAGACCUUGGAAGUCCUAGUCAGCCCGGCCACCAGCAAGAGCACUUAUAUCGGGGGGAUGCUCUUCUGCUUAGGGGUGUUCCUGUCCUUCUACAUUUUCGCCCUUCUGGUAUACUGCUGGGAGCAUCGGAGAAAGAACAAGAAAGAAGCCGGGUUACUUCAUUCCGUGGGAACCUUGAAUGACGAAACAGGGAAGUCUUCUAUGGAUCAGAGAUAUGACGGUUGUAGUUAUGGCACCAUGGCAGAGAACAGUUCCAUUGCCAGUCCAGAUGGUACAGAAAGUCUGAUGUCAUCAGCAGAGGCCACGUACAGUUACACAGACAAAUCUCUUGAAAAUGUUGUUGUGCCCCGUCCGCGGCUGGAGUCUUUGAGCUCCGUAGAAGAAGAUGACUACGAUACGCUGACCGACAUAGAGUCCGAUAAGAAUGUUAUUAGGACAAAGAAAUAUUUAUGCGUUGCUGAUCUGGCAAGAAAAGACAGGCGGGUGAUGAGAAAAAAGUACCAGAUCUACUUUUGGAACAUCUCCACGAUUGCGGUUUUCUACGCCCUGCCAGUCGUGCAGCUUGUUAUAACUUACCAAACGGUGGUCAAUGUAACAGGGAAUCAGGAUAUUUGCUAUUAUAACUUCUUGUGCGCUCAUCCCCUCGGAUCAUUGAGUGCUUUUAACAACAUUCUCAGCAACCUAGGCUACAUCAUGUUGGGGUUGCUUUUCCUCAUCAUUGUGCUACAUAAAGAGCUCCAUCACAACCACUGCCGCAUGUACAUUAAGGGGCAGAUGGAGGAAUGUGGGAUCCCCAAACACUUUGGUCUCUUCUAUGCUAUGGGCACGGCUCUGAUGAUGGAAGGUCUGCUCAGUGCAUGUUACCACGUGUGUCCAAAUUACACCAACUUCCAAUUUGAUACGUCCUUCAUGUAUAUGAUUGCCGGACUGUGCAUGUUGAAGUUAUAUCAGAAGAGACACCCGGAUAUUAAUGCCAGUGCUUACAGUGCCUACGCUUGUCUAGCCAUUGUCAUUUUCUUCUCUGUCAUUGGUGUAGUGUUUGGGAAAGGAAAUACCAUUUUUUGGAUUGUGUUUUCUGUGAUUCAUAUAGUGUUUACGAUGCUGCUGAGCACCCAGCUUUAUUAUGUGGGUCGCUGGAGGUUAGACUCUGGGAUCCUGCGCCGCAUCCUGCAGGUUCUGUACACCGACUGUGUGAGGCAGUGUAGCCCCCCGAUGUAUGUGGACCGCAUGGUGCUACUUGUAAUGGCGAACAUCAUAAACUGGUCUUUGGCAGCAUUUGGCCUCAUUGUGCGACCAAAUGAUUUUGCCUCUUACCUUCUCGCCAUUGGAAUCUGUAACUUGCUGCUUUACUUUGCUUUCUACAUCAUCAUGAAGCUUCGCAGUGGAGAACGGAUCCUUCCGCUCCCAUUACUUUGUAUCGCGUGCACAUCUGUGGUCUGGGGAUUCGCGCUGUUCUUCUUCUUCCAAGGACUUAGUACCUGGCAGAAAACUCCAGCUGAAUCUCGGGAGCACAACCGAGAUUGUAUUUUACUUGGAUUCUUCGAUGACCAUGAUAUUUGGCAUUUCCUCUCCUCCAUUGCAAUGUUUGGUUCAUUUCUUGUUCUGCUGUGUCUGGACGAUGAUCUGGAUGAUGUACAGAGAGACAAGAUUUACGUAUUCUGAAACGUGCCACAAUGGACGAUACUACCGUAGCGAAUUGUAGGUCUGAGCUGCCGCGGGGUGAGAGAAAUGAAACCAUCCUGGAGAAAGAUUAUCCGUCCAGAUACCCACCGUCCAGAGACCUAUAUCUCAGAUAAGGGGAUGUGCCACCAAUUUAUGCUAGGUCAUAGAGGCUGCCUUUUUUUGUCAAACAUUGUACUUUGUACAUUGGCCACAGUGUGGCAGUGUGGUGUUUCCUGUUGCCAAAAACUGAGCUUAUUCAGAGCCCAGCCUCUUGGCCAUUAUAUGGCUUUAUGCUGCAGUGCUGAAAUCAUGUAGACGGUUGGCCUACUGCUGGUUAUCUACAACUGGUGGUAAUGAUUGUGUGCGUGCAACAGUGGCCGUGGACAGCAGGGACACACCAAUCAAGGCCGGUCUUCUUGUUCCCAACUUUUAUUUAAGGCAUUUGUGUCUCCACUGAGGAUAAAUCCUACCCGGUAGACUUACUAGAAGUACCGCUCCUACUGCUACCAGUCUGGUUCUGUUUGAUCAUUUGCAGAGGAGACUAGACUCCAGACUCUCACGUGUUCAAUGGCCAUGUUGGGUCCCUAGAUAGAGAAUCAGCCUCUUCUUGUUGCAUAUCCUUGCAAGUGUCCAAUGACCGACGUCCAAAUAUCUCUCAUACUUUACAACGUGACGCCUCUAGCCAAGAGUAUAAGGCUAGAAUACUCCAGGUACUGUGAAUGUAGUUCAUGUCAGCAUUGUGCAGAUAGGAGCCCUAAAUCUUAUUUAUAAUGGAGACCCCUUGAAAUGUAAGAUUUUGAGUAGAUGGGGCCAGAUGUAGACCACAUCUUCAUUAAUUUCAGGUAUAGGGUAAUAUGUGCCUACUCUUCGUGUUUUUUACAUCCCAUUGUACACUUAAAGGGGUAUUCAGAUUUUUAUCUUUUUAAUUUAUUUAUAGGUGUAUACAUUUUGCUUACAUAUCUUUCUUGUAUCAGGUUGUUGACUCCUCUCUGCACAGCAGAAUGGUAUAGUUCAUGAUUAAGUCAGUCCUGUGUAAUGCAUCCAUGGUCUAACGGAAACAUAGCAUCAGCCAUGUGACACCCCACUGACAUUCAGUAAGCAACAGUGUUACCUGGCAUACUGUAUAUGUGGUGGGUCAGCACACGGGACACUGCCAUUGGAUAACUACAUAGGACCCAUGGAAACCAUUGUGGCAAUUAUAACAAUUAUUUUACUGUAUUGUGUUAACAUGGCUGCCUGUUUCUAGGGGAUUUGUACAAUGGCUUCCUGUCUCUAGGUGAUGUUGUAAUGUUAAUAAAGUUAACUGUAAAAAAAUUACAAACAUGGCACAUACAGGGAGAACAAUGUUAGAUGUGCUUCUACACUGACAGACAUGAUGAGAUGCUGCUGCCAGUAAUACUGUAUAUCUCAAUAAACUACUAUUCACCUGUUAGAUAUCUGCACAGUGACUGAAUGCCAGGGGUCACAUGACUGACACCAUCUUUAGUCCUACGGAUGCAUUUUACAUGACUAAAACGGGCAACACCAUUUUUUUUUUUUUUUUUUUAAUAAAGAUCCUAUUGUGGGGAUGUAAUAAAGGUCUGUAAGCAAGAUUUUGAAUACAGAUACAUUGGAAAACUGUAUGACUUCCCGUUCUCUAAACAAAAAAUGUAAUCAUUAAAAUCUGAAUACCCCUUUAAGGAGGUUGUGCCAGAUUAGAAAAGCAGGCCAUCAUCCCACAGAGACUCUAAUUGUCUGAGCUGCAAUGUGGUUGACUAAUAUCUGAUGGUAUGGUAUAUCUAUAUCUGAGAAGUCUACAGCCAGAGAUGGAGGAACCUGCAACCUUCAGUGCAGGUAGAUAAAACCUUCACCGACCUCGACCACCAGGGUGGUUAUCAGCGAUGGUACCCAGAUAUAUAGGACUUCUCCGCACUCCAGCUAUUGUAAAAACAACUCCCCGCGUGCACUUUUGCUCAGCUGUUCUUACAACUCCUAUAGACGUGAAUUGAGUAUGCUAGGGGUUGUAGUUGCCCAACUGGAGUGCUGGUGGUUGCGGACCCCUGCCCAGGAACAACCUCUUUAAAAAAAAAUUACAUGGAGAAAUACCUGUACACUAAAAAGUAAAAAUAAUAAUCACAUUCUGUUGCUUUCUUUCCGCUGUGUAAAGGAUGCCUCCUUGCUUCAGAAAUAUACUUCACUUCUUUCUUUUACCAAAAACUCUCCUCGGCGUUCUCUACAGUUGUGACUUUCUAAUGUCAAUGAUAUAAAAAAAAAACAAAAAAAAAAAAAAACUGUAUUAACUGUAAUGGUUUACUGUGCCUGAAAGACACCUGCAAAGGGUUAAGGAUCCUUUGAGCUCUGUGUAUUGUGCAUUACAUAUUAUACAUAGGGGUUCUUGUACAGCCAGGAUGCAGCUGUCCAGAUUUGAGCAUCCAUGUAAAGGAAUAUUCACAUGUAGCAAGUUUGUUGCAACUGUCCCAUUCAUUUGAAUUGGAUUUGCUGAAAGUCAUGAGCAUGACUUCAAAACCACCCUGUUUAGGCAAAACCAUCUGCGUGUGAUAGAGCACACGUUGGAGCUCUAUCUUCUAAGACCGGGGUCAGCAAAAGCGUUGGGCGAACUUGAAGUUCAGCGUCAUCGAAAAAUCGCGUUAUGGAUUCUAAAUUCCGUUAUGGUCCGUGAUAGCGGAAUCCAUAACGCGAUUCUUCGAUAACCCGAACUUUAGACGCCGAACUUAAAACACAAGUUCGCUCAACACUAGUCAGCAACCCUCGGCACUUCAGCUGUGGCGAAACUACAAUUCCCAGCAUGCUCCAUUUAUUUCUAUGAGAGUUCUGAGAAGAGCAAGUAUGCAUGUUGGGAGUUGUAGUUUCACAACAGCUGGAGUGCCGGAGGUGGCCUAACCCUGUUCUACGAUUUAGAACUUCCUCUGAAGGAUUGGGUGGAUUUUGCACAUACGCUUGAUCCUUGAAGUGGGCCGACAUAUAUCCCCUAUUCAGACUUGGAUUACACAGGCGCUGCAUCAUCCCACAGAGACUCUGAGUGUUUGAGCUGCUCUGUGAUAGACAUACAACAUCAUCAGAUAUCAGUCAAUGUCUGAGCAGUCUACAGCCUCCAGUACUGGUAAAGCCUUCACUGCCCUAGACCACCAAUGUGCCCGUAUUACUAAUAGGGGUAAAGUCAGCAGAACCUGCCGAUUUUGGUGGGACCGUACGACUGUCGUAUAUGUAUGGGAAGGAUCAGGCAUAUUGUAUUUCAACACUUGAUCCCUUUGUUCUCAAAGGAGAGAAGCCACCACUAGAGGUGUCUAGCUGCCGCUUAUCUCUCUCUCCCUCCCCACUGAGAACUCUGUACACCUCUCUAGACCACCAGGAUAUUACUAUUAACCCCCUCACUUACUUAGACCACAAGGGAUGCCUGAGAUGUUACCAAUAGCUGCAAAAGAAAUUAAAGGGCAUCUGUCAGCAGAUGUGUACCUAACAAAGUGGCUAACCUGUUUCAUGUGCACUUGGCAUCCAAAGACUUCGGCGUUGGUCCCGGAAAAACCCCCCAAAAAAAAACGCUUUAUUGCCCUGCUAACAAUGACCUUUUAAAGUGGUAUUCAACCUUGAAGCAUUUGCCACCUAACUAUUGGCUUGGAUACCCCUUUAAUGCAAUCUGUCCAAAGACUUAUGGAUUACAGUGUAUGUACAUGCUGUAAUUUGCCACAGAGGGGCGCUAUGGACACUGGUGAAUGUUGUCAUUAUCCUCUUGUGUUAUUGAUGAACAGAACUCCUUAUUUUCCUGUUUGUUGUGUUCUUUAACCUGUGGUUCUCCAGCUAUUGCAAAACUACAUAUAACUCCCAGCAUACCCCGAUACCUGGAGACAACCACUCACAGUGCAGCUUUCCUUUUCUUACAGCCGUUUUAAAGGGUUGUUCACUUUCCCAAUUAAUUUCAAAAACACCAUACACUGACGUGAAAUGCCAUAAAAAAAAAAAAAAAAGUAAAAUGCUUCAGGACUAUGUUAGCCCGCACUGUAAAGCCCCCACUUCUAAACAAUCUUUGGGGUCCAUAGGUUCCCAAGAUGGCAGCUGUGUCCUCUACAGCACAGAUGUAUUAAGUGCUGGUCCAAAUACAGCCCCUGGACGUCCAUAACCUUCCUAGAUGGCGGCUGCACUUUCUACAGUCGGUAAUAUCUCCUGUAUCUGCAGCUGUGCUUGAACACUUUCAGGACCUGCGCAGUGCAGGAAGCGAUGAGAUCUUGGGUACACGCCUUGGCUGCCCAGUGAGGCCGAAACCCACCUUCCUAUCAUGAUUUUGCAGUAUUACUGUACGGUCAAAAUCAUGGCUGCGGAUGGACAAGUUUUCGCCCCCACGUGCAGGAUCCACAGUCUGUAAGCCCAGACUUAAUAAAGAGCUUGUCCUGCUGGGACGCCCCAAGCACACAAAUACAAUUCUGACUUCUUGUUUAAUAUCAUACUUGCCAGAACAUCCAGGAGAUACUAAGGAGACCCCUACCAGAUUUCAGGAAGAGUUGGCAAAUCUCUCUGGCACAGUAUUAAGGGCUGCUUCUCUCCAUGCGCUUUGACUGUAUGUGCCAUUAGGCGCAGCCCCAGUGCCCAAAGUGCACUAGGGGGCAGCAGAGGAGAGGGGGCGGAACACUGUAUAAAAAGCCGUGUGAUGUCAAGGGUUACAGGGCUGGGCCUGGUAAAAGGGGCGUAU
Bufo bufo (common toad) is the source of this 7438-nucleotide messenger RNA. It is a transcript of the gene SIDT2, whose product is annotated as SID1 transmembrane family member 2. The record is from RefSeq and is a predicted model, not a curated record. The transcript is spliced from 27 exons. Gene Ontology annotation, cellular component: membrane. The coding region runs from base 274 to 2757 and encodes 827 amino acids. Lineage: Eukaryota; Metazoa; Chordata; Amphibia; Anura; Bufonidae.